CGACGGGAAGCCCCUUGGAGAGGUCGUAGUUGUCUUGGAACACUGAAAGUGGGCAUUUCUUGGUCUUGGUUCGGUCCAGGGCCACACCUCCUCCAUGUCCAGAGACGGAUGGGAGGAUGAAGUAGUUGAGGCCGGAGCGAACAGUGGCGCCAUCCACGUCGGUGACAGGGAUGGGAGACGACGACUGAGAUGGGUAGUCGUGUUGAGGUCAGGGCGGCCACUAGGAGGAGGAGGAGGAAGGAAGCUACUGUUGGCUUCAUUUUGUUAAGGUGAGUGGUGAUGAGGAAGUUUAAUUUGGGUG
Linum tenue is the source of this 301-nucleotide messenger RNA. The record is from the annotation of a GenBank genome assembly. NCBI's taxonomy places the organism in Eukaryota, Viridiplantae, Streptophyta, Magnoliopsida, Malpighiales, Linaceae.